GGGAGCUUUCCCUUCUUUCCCAUUCUUCCCCUCCCAUCUCCUGGCUUCGUUAACCGCCUACCAUCUCCCCUCCUUCCGUGCCUCCCAAUCUCCGUCAAAUUUUCCUCUCCAAAACCCCCGAUUCUCGCCCAUCCCCCUCGAUCCGUAAAAACCUAGAACCCAUGUCCUCAUCUUAGGUUUUCCUCUCAGAUUAGGGUUUCUCGAGAUCCCUCUCUCUCGAACCCUAUCCCAAAACCCUACCAUCCCUCCUUUGUCUCCAAUCUUGUUCUUGGAGGCUCCGCCUUGCUUUCUAGGUGUGGGAGAGCGCUUGCUUCUUUCGUGCCUCCUCCAUUGUCUGCCAUCGGAGCUCAGCUCGAUUGGGAGAGUUGAGGGGGCCCGAGAGAGAUUUCGAUCUCAAUGGAGGCUGCCGCCGGCCGCGGCGGGUCCCUUCCCGUGCCUUCCUCUCAGCCAGCUAGAAAAGAAUGGCGUGCCGUCUCCCAACAUUCCUUCCGAAACAAUGGAGGCGAGGAGCAGGAGCAUGUUAAACCAGGGCAAUCCGACGAGAGAACGGUAUAUGAGGUGCAGGAGGGAAUUGGGCCACUGGAUGUGGACUUCUGUUCGAUCACAAUUGACGACGGGGAUUUGAAUGAUGAUAUAUUGCACCAGAGGCUGCAAAGUAUUACCAGGCAGAGAAAGGAGCUGCAGCAGAUGGAGAUUCAGAUGCAAGCGCAGGUCAUUGCCAGGUCGGAAAUUUUAGAGGUGCAGAACAGCUUUGAAGCCCGGAUCAAGGAGCAUGCCAAUGAUGCUUCUAAACUAAAGGAACAACUACAAGAAAGAGAACAACACAUACAUGAGUUAGAGAUGAAAUUGGAAGAGAAGGAUAGAGAGCUACGUGCUAUGAAAAUUGACAAUGAAGCGGCUUGGGCUAAGGAGGACCUUCUUAGAGAACAAAACAAAGAGUUAGCCACCUUCAGAAGAGAGCGAGAUAACUCAGAAGCAGAAAGAGCACAGCACGUUAAGCAAAUCCAUGAUCUGCAACAACAUAUACAAGAAAAAGAAAACCAGUUGCUUGCUUUGCAAGAGCAGCAUAGGAUUGCACAGGAAACUAUUCUUUACAAGGACGAGCAAUUAAGAGAGGCACAAACUUGGAUUGGUCGUGUUCGAGAAAUGGAUGCUUUGCAAUCCACAACCAACCAGUCACUACAAGCUGAGCUACGAGAACGCACUGAGCAGUUUAACCAAUGUUGGCUUGGUCUUCAACAACAGUUUGUGGAAAUGGAGCGGCAUCAUCUGCAAGCCAUACAGCAGCUCCAGCUGGAUUUGGCUGAGGCAAGGGAACGAAGUGGAAUGUACAAAGAUAAUUCACGCGUGCCUCAUGAGAACUCAAAGGAUUCAUCUUCAUAUGUACAAAGCAAUGGAAACCAGAUUAAUGCGAAUGUCAGUGGAACAUCAAAUGGAAACAUGGGGUUCUUAUCUAAUGGAAAUUUGGAUGGGGGUUCAUCUUUUAUUUCAGCUUCCAAUGCAUCUAAGAAGAGUGAACAUAUUUCUGGUGUUCCAGUUGUUCCAUCUUCCAUAGUUGGGAUUGGUGCUUUUCUUCCUCCUGGCCAGAUGACUUCUUUGCAUCCUUACUUGAUGCAUCCACAAGGUGUUCCACAAUCAGCAUCAUCAACCAACUCUUCCAUUCCUCAACCUCAAAUGGGCCAUUUUCAGCCAUUAUCUACAAUUCCAGCUCACCAGCAGUGGCAAAAUGAACAGAUGGUGCCAGAUAUCACACAGAUACCUAAUCAGAACAAAUAUCAACCAUCUGAAACAGAGCAGAAUCUUUUAAGAUCAGAUGCUAAUUAUAGGUACAAGGUGGCUGCUGAAAGACAGGUAGUCCAUCCAGAUAAUCUCCACAACCACAUUAGCCAACAGCAGAAAUCUAGUCCUGUAAUCAGUGGAUCUAGUGAAGAAGCUCAGGUUCUUGAAUUAAAUGGCAAACCGUACCCAGUGUCCCAAGAACCACAGGAGACGUUGAAUGCAAACUCUCAGUUGAAUUCUACAUUUGGAUUUGAACCACCAGGACAUAAUAGUGAGCUUAAGGUACAGGAUAAGACAGUGGCUGCAGUCUACCAAUCACAGGACCCAGUUUUGACAUCAGGACAACAAUGGUCAGCUUCGAGUGUGGUUGAGUCUGUUGCUCCAAACAACUCUUUAAGCUCCAAUAUUGCAGUAGAAUGCAAUGAGAACAAAAUGAAUUUUCCUGAAGCUCCUGUCUCAGCUGUACGAACAUCAAAUCCAAUGAUACCCACAAAACCUGUGGAGCCUAUUCUUCUAGAUGAAAGGUCACUUUUGGCUUGUAUAGUACGUGCUAUUCCAGCUGGAUCGGAUGGUCGAAUCAGGAUCAGCACAACUCUACCAAAUAGGCUGGCAAAAAUGCUUGCACCUCUUCAUUGGCAUGAUUACAAGAAACACUAUGGCAAGCUUGAUGACUUUGUGGCUCAGCAUCCAGAAUUAUUUGUAAUUGAAGGGGACUUUAUUCACCUUCGUGAAGGAGCUCAAGAAAUUAUAUCGGCUACUACAGCUGUUGCGAAAGUUGCUGCUGCUGCUGCAUCUUCUGUGCCUUACUCAUCAUCGAUGCCUUCUGUAGCUGUCACUCCUGUUGCACAGAGCAACCGCCAAAAAAAGGCACUGUCAGUUGAUUUGAGACCUGCAAAUAAUAUGUCAUUCAUGGAUGGUGCUGUUCUGACAAACUCUGGUGAUUCAUAUGACAAGCAUUCACAGAUUUCAAAAGUGCAUGACCAACAAUCAAAUGGUGUCAGCUUUAACAUCAUUCAAGGGCUCUCAGAUGUUAAAAUUUCAAGCAAGUCAAAAAAUCUCCAGGAACUCAAUGGUUUAUCUUCUGAAAUAGGACCUGGUCAUUCAUCCAUACACAUUGUAGUUGGAAAUGGAACAAAUAUUGAUAGAACAGGUUUGUCCUCUCCACAAAGUAAAGGACUAAGUAAUGGAAGACAUGGUUUUGGAGGGAAACAGCAUGGAAGGCCUUCUGGGGUUGGCUUGAUUUCCAGAAGAUGAAUUUGACAGGUGUGAAAUACCACUGGACCUGAUGAACAGCUGUGAAGCGAUGCAUUUUUUCUUGAUGUCCUCCGGUUGGAUUCCUGCUGACCAUUUCUUUUAAAAUUUCUUAUUGAACCUUGUGCCUUCCAUUCUGUGUGGAAUUUUUUGCUCCGCCAGUUCUGUUCUUGAAUUUGUAUUUACAAUGGAAGGCAGUAAAAUCGAAAAGAUUUUGCAACUGUGCAAUAUUUGCUGCAUUCUGUUUGAUCAAUUGAAUGAGGUUAAAAAGUAUAUUAGAA
Messenger RNA from Elaeis guineensis (African oil palm), 3311 nucleotides. RefSeq lists its product as uncharacterized. The record is from RefSeq and is a predicted model, not a curated record. NCBI's taxonomy places the organism in Eukaryota, Viridiplantae, Streptophyta, Magnoliopsida, Arecales, Arecaceae.